CUGUAAAAUUUUACUACUACAAUUGUAUUGUUCUUUUUGUUUUGGAUUUGCCUACUUUUCCCUCUGUUCAUCGGAUAGUCCAGCGCUCUUUUUAAGACAACAACAAAGAGGGGGGCGUUGCUCCCAUCUGAGAUCGAUCGCACUCUCUCUACUCUCCUUCCCCUUAUUCAAGUUUCAACUCUUAGCGAUCUUCUCUUCUCAAUUUGAUCGAACCAGCUCUCUCUACUUCUCAGAUGGAUAAUAAGGAUGGGUGUUGUUCAACUCAUCUCAUUGACGGGGAUGGUGGCUUCAAUGUUGCCGGAGUUGAUAACUUCAUGAAGGAAGUUAAACUGGCAGAAUGUGGUCUUUCAUAUGCUGUAGUGUCCAUUAUGGGCCCACAAAGUAGCGGGAAGAGUACACUGUUAAAUCAUCUUUUUCGUACUAACUUUAGAGAGAUGGAUGCCUAUAAGGGAAGGUCACAAACCACGAAAGGUAUUUGGAUGGCUCGGUGUGUUGGCAUUGAACCUUGCACCAUUGUUAUGGAUUUAGAAGGAACAGAUGGUAGAGAACGAGGAGAGGAUGACACUGCAUUUGAAAAGCAGAGCGCUCUAUUUGCACUUGCUGUUUCUGAUAUAGUGCUUAUCAACAUGUGGUGUCAUGACAUUGGUCGUGAGCAGGCUGCAAAUAAGCCUCUUUUGAAGACUGUUUUCCAGGUUAUGAUGCGGUUAUUUAGUCCGCGUAAAACGACAUUGAUGUUUGUUAUUCGUGACAAAACAAGGACUCCCCUCGAAAAUUUGGAACCUGUUCUAAGGGAAGACAUUCAGAAGAUAUGGGAUUCUGUCCCAAAGCCGCAAGCUCACAAGGAAACACCGUUAAGUGAGUUUUUUAAUGUCGAGGUCGUGGCUCUUUCUAGUUAUGAAGAGAAGGAAGAACAAUUCAACGAGCAGGUGGCUAAUCUAAGACAACGGUUCUUUCAUUCUAUUGCACCUGGUGGGCUUGCUGGAGAUAGGCGGGGUGUUGUUCCUGCUUCAGGCUUUUCAUUUAGUGCACAACAGAUAUGGAAGGUUAUAAAGGAGAACAAAGACCUUGAUCUGCCUGCCCAUAAGGUUAUGGUAGCUACUGUGCGCUGUGAAGAGAUUGCCAAUGAAAAAUAUGCUUCUUUCACCACAAAUGAGGAAUGGUGUCAAUUAGAAGAGGCAGUACAUUCUCACUCCGUACGGGGCUUUGGACGGAAGCUCAGCUCAAUUUUGGACACUUGUCUAUCAGAGUAUGAUGCCGAGGCUACCUUCUUUGAGGAAGGGGUUAGAUCCUCAAAGCGAAAGCAGUUGGAAGAGAAAUUGCUGCAGCUUGUCCAACCAGCCUACCAAUCUAUGCUGGGACACAUACGAUCGGACACUUUUGAAAGAUUCAAAGAAGCAUUUGAUAAGGCAUUGAAGGGGGGUAAAGGGUUUGCUCUGGCUGCUCGUGAAUGCACCGAGUCUUUUAUCUCCCGGUUUGAUGAAGAAUGCACAGAUGCUAUUAUCGACCAAGCAAAAUGGGACUCAUCUAGAGUGAGGGAUAAGCUGAGGCGUGAUGUAGAUGCUCAUAUUGCUGAAGUUUGUAGCGCCAAGCUGGCUGAAGUUACAUCCCUCUACGAGACGAAACUGAAUGAGGCAUUAGCUGGACCUGUUGAGGCUCUUUUAGAUGGAGCUAGUGAUGAUACAUGGCCAGCAAUAAGAAAACUGCUUCAGCGUGAAACUGACACGGCAGUCUCGGGUUUUGCUGCUGCACUUUCUGGUUUUGAAAUGGAUGUAGAAAGUAGGGAGAAUAUGGUUUUGCGAUUAAAAGAUUAUGCACGUGGAGUAGUUGAAGCAAAGACAAAGGAAGAAGCUGGAAGGGUCUUGAUUCGCAUGAAGGACAGGUUUUCGACAUUAUUCAGCCAUGAUCAGGAUUCAAUGCCACGGAUUUGGACUGGCAAGGAAGACAUUCGAGCAAUUACUAAAACUGCGCGAUCAGCUUCUCUGAAGCUACUGUCAGUUAUGGCCGCAGUUCGCUUGGACGAUGAGGGCGAUAAUAUAGACAAAACACUUUCCCUUGCUCUUGUGGAUGGAAAAGCAGGUGCUUCCUCCGCAAGGAGCAUUACAUCAGUUGAUCCUCUGGCCUCUAGCACUUGGAAUGAGGUCCCUCCAUCAAAAACUUUGAUUACUCCUGUCCAGUGCAAGUCUUUGUGGAGACAAUUUCAGACAGAGACUGAAUAUGUUGUUUCACAAGCCAUUGCUGCUCAGGAGGCUAGCAAGAGAAAUAAUAAUUGGUUACCACCUCCAUGGGCAAUUGCUGCUAUGGUGAUUUUGGGAUUCAAUGAAUUCAUGACACUUUUAAGAAAUCCAUUAUAUUUGGGGGUUAUAUUCGUCGCGUAUUUGCUAUUUAAAGCCCUUUGGGUGCAGUUGGACAUCUCAGGCGAAUUCCGCAAUGGAGUUCUUCCUGGAGUUCUCUCUUUGUCCACAAAGUUGCUUCCUACAGUCAUGAAUCUUCUUAGAAAACUAGCUGAGGAAGGACAAGGAGUGGCAAGUGGUGAAACUCAACGUAACCCUGCCGUUGCAUCAAAGAGCUUCCGCGGUAGCUCUAGCACGAAUGAUAAUGGUGAUGUGUCAACAAGUGCUACAUCUGAAGUAACUUCAGAAAAUGGAACAGAAUACUCUAGCUCCUCGUUACAUGACAAAAUGCAGUAAGUUAUUGUUUAUAGAGCCUUUCUUAUUCUGCGACAGCAAAGUUUUUAUGCUCACCCGGAUGCUAUAUGGUGCGCGAUUCUGCCUGAUGGCUUUCACCUUUAGAGGCAAAGCAUGUGUGAAGAAUCAGAAACUAAAGGCAUUGAUUUUUGUAAACUGGGGCUUGUGUUUCAUGAAAGAAGUCCCCACUGAAUAGGUUGUGUUUUAGUUUUCUCUUCUUUCUUUUUCUUAUUAACCUUGUGCCCACUUUUGCCCCAGCUUAUAGAUGUUUUGUUGGUAAACUAAGAGGGUCCUCCUUUUCUGGCUUUGUUUUUUUUUAUCGUUCUCCUGUUUGCCAUCGAAUUUUUUCUUAUGAGAAGCAUAAUAUGAUGUCUGUAUUUUAUUUAUGGAUAAGUGAUAGAAGAUAUCAAACUAUAUUCUAAUGAGAUGGGAUUUUCGUCAAAAUCAUUAGAGAAAUUAUUGAAUUG
Messenger RNA from Nicotiana attenuata, 3151 nucleotides. RefSeq names its product protein ROOT HAIR DEFECTIVE 3-like. Gene Ontology annotation, biological process: endoplasmic reticulum membrane fusion. Gene Ontology annotation, cellular component: endoplasmic reticulum. Bases 234 to 2687 code for a protein of 817 amino acids. The record is from RefSeq and is a predicted model, not a curated record. The transcript has 23 exons. NCBI's taxonomy places the organism in Eukaryota, Viridiplantae, Streptophyta, Magnoliopsida, Solanales, Solanaceae. Gene Ontology annotation, molecular function: GTP binding; GTPase activity.